GCUCUGAGCAUUUCUUCUGCAAGGCUCAAUUUCCUGGUGAUGAAGAAGAUGAAUAUUGGUGUAUUCGAGCCAUCAUCGUCCUCGUCAGUAAAGGGGCGUUCUCUACAACCUCUACAUUGCACACCACUUCAGCAAAUCGAGCCCCAGAUUGGAUGCAUCCUAUGUUCGAAGUGCAAAGUCUUCAAAUGUGUUACCUUUCCUAACGUUAGUGAUGUAGCCGUUUAACCCUAUUGCUCAAUUUGCUGGCUUGCAUCCAACACUUCUACAACUAGAGUUGACUCCGGAUAUUUUGAACUGCUUACAUGCAGUGAUGGGGAUCAUACCAUCCUUAUUCUUCCACUUCAACCAUAUCCAUGAUUGGGCCACAAAAGCUUUGAUCAAGACAAAUGGAACAUUCAACUACAAGGGAAUGUGGAUGGGCAGGUCGCACGGGAUCAUAACCUCUGAUCCACUAAAAAUAGAGUACAUGCUCAAAACAAACUUCAAAAACUUUCCAAAAGGGAAGUACUACAGAGAAAGGUUUCAUGAUUUGCUUGGGGAUGGUAUUUUCAACGUCGACGGGGAAUCAUGGAAAGAGCAGCGAAAAGCUGCGAUUUCCGAAAUGCACUCCACCCGUUUUGUCGAAUACUCGAUUCAAACUGUACAAGCUUUGGUGCACCAGAAACUGCUUGAAGUAGCAGAAAAUGUGGUGAAGUUGGGAAACUGCAUUGAUUUACAGGAAGUGCUUCUUCGGUUUAUGUUUGAUAACAUAUGCAUAGCAGCAUUCGGAAUCAACCCAGGGUGCUUGUCUAUAGACUUCCCAGAAGUUGCUUUUGCUAAGGCUUUUGAGGAAGCCACUGAAAUGACUUUGAUCAGAUUCAUGGUGCCUCCAUUUGUGUGGAAGCCGAUUAAAUUUUUUCAAUUGGGAUUUGAGAAAAGGCUAAAGGAAGCUGUGAGAGUUGUUCAUGACUUUGCUGAGAGGACUGUGAGAGACAGGAGGGUAGAGUUGAGUAAAACUGGUAGCCUGGAAAAUAAGUCUGAUCUAUUGUCAAGACUUAUGGAGAGUAGAAAAGGCCAAAAUUCUCAUUUCACUGAUAAACUACUUAUGGAUUUCUGCAUAAGUUUCAUUUUAGCUGGGCGUGACACAAGCUCAGUGGCCUUAGCAUGGUUUUUCUGGCUUAUUGACAUAAACCCACAAGUCGAAAACAGGAUUCUUUACGAGCUAAAUGGGAUUAUCAAUCAAAGGAAGGGGAAAAAGGAAGUGGACACAAUUGUUUUCACAGGAGAAGAGCUAAAGACAAUGGUGUAUUUGGAAGCAGCAAUAUCAGAAGCCUUACGACUAUACCCACCAGUUCCAAUUGACUUCAAAGAGGUCACAAUCAACGAUUUUUUCGCAGAUGGCACUUUUGUGAAAAAGGGUGCUAGGGUAAUUUACUCGCUUUUCUCAAUGGCGCGAAUGGAAUUCAUUUGGGGGAAGGAUUGCUUGGAGUUUAAGCCAGAGAGAUGGAUAAAGAACGGGGAAUUUGUGAGUGAGAAUCAGUUUAGGUAUCCGGUUUUCAAUGCCGGGCCUAGACUUUGUGUGGGGAAGAAGUUUGCUUACAUGCAGAUGAAAAUGGUGGCUGCUUCUGUCCUGUUAAGGUAUUCUGUUAAGGUGGCUGAAGGUCAAAAUGCAACUCCAAAGGUAACUACCACACUUUAUAUGAAGCAUGGUUUGUUGGUGACUUUGGUGCCUAGGUUGAGCUCAAUAUGAAUAUGGAUUUGUGUUUUGUUGUUUUGGAGAACUAGGGGUGAGAUGUGAGAAGAAGUAAAUAAGAGAAUAAAGAGAGGAUGAUGUUGUUCC
Molecule: messenger RNA, 1819 nt
Organism: Rhododendron vialii
Lineage: Eukaryota; Viridiplantae; Streptophyta; Magnoliopsida; Ericales; Ericaceae
Product: cytochrome P450 86B1-like
Exons: 3
Coding region: 311-1729 (472 amino acids)
Molecular function (GO): iron ion binding; monooxygenase activity; oxidoreductase activity, acting on paired donors, with incorporation or reduction of molecular oxygen
Source: RefSeq, a predicted model, not a curated record